AUGACCCCAACUUCCCGCCAUGACCUGAGCAUCAUUGCAUCAGCCCUCCUUAACGAGGUGGUGCUCUUGCCACACCCCCAGGGUGGGCCACAGGUGGGCCUUUGGUUUGCCCCCUAUCACCUGCUUGAUGACUGCCACAAGCUGUCGCUCCCCUACGACUCGACUUUCCUGCCGGGCCCUGAUGUUCCGCCCGCGGCCGCCCAGCGCCGGCCAUCAAGCCCACGCGACCAUGCCUCUUCCUCCACCAACGCCUCGGCUCUGCUGGUGUCCAUGGGACAUGUUGUCACGCCGUACACCAGCUUCCUGCUGGACUUCGGGCCCCUCAACAUUGCCCAGAGCGUCCGCCUGGGCCACUUUAUCAAGCAGCAUAUCUCCACCCUGUCCCAGGCACCGGAUCUCAUUGUGCUGAUCUGUGACCAGGAGUCCCAGGAGGACUGCUCCAAUGCUGUCGUCCUUCUGGGAGCAUACGUGACCCUCUUCCAUGAUGCUCAGUGGACCGCCAUCGACCGUUAUGUCAAUGAGUGCAUGCGGUCACAGCCGAAUGGGCAACUGAAGCUCUUCCGCGACCCCUCCUACUGGACCCCGCCGGCCACUUUUGCCAAUCUCUCCCCGCGUGACUGCCUUGCUGGGUUGAUUCACGCACGCGACCUCGGGUGGUUCGAUCUUUCCACCUUCAGCGUGCAGGAGUACCUCUUCCGUGACCACCCCAAUCAGGGUGACUGGAACUGGGUUGUUCCGCCUCCGGAGGCCCGGCGCAAGACGCUGGCCACUCGGCAGCGUCUCAUUCAACAGGGCAAGCUUUCCCCGGUCAAGUCGACCGCGGCUCAGGUUGAAGAUCGCUGCUGCGGCCUCUUGGCCUUCGCUGGCCCGGACCUGGCCGUUCCUCAUCAGCAUCCAUCCAUUUAUGUGGACCCCUUCAAGUCCCAAGGCAUUUCCACGGUUGUCCGUUUGAACAACGCCAAUUAUGACCGCGCUUACUUCCAACACCAGGGCUUCGAUCACUUUGACAUGAUCUACCCCGACGGGCACAACCCUCCGGAUGUCGUGCUCCAGCAGUUCUUGGCCCUGGUUCUUCGAGAGUACUCUCGCAAUGGCAGCAUUGCCCUUCACUGCAUGGCCGGUCUCGGCCGCACGGGAACGCUCAUCUGCGCCUCGAUGCUGGCCUUUGCGGGAUUCCCCGGGCCCAUGUCGGCGAUCGGCUACCUCCGCCUCAUGCGCCCAGGGUCUGUGGUCGGUCCACAGCAGGUCUACCUUCUGGAAUACCUCCCGCAGUUCCACCGCAUUGCGCGCGAGCUGCUCAUGGCCGCCCCGCCACCGUCGCCCAUCCGCCUUCACAGCUCGGUUCUGGGCGAGAAGGUCAUGGCAACGCUGCCGACGACGAACCCCUUCCCGCUUACUAUGUCGGAAACCGUGGCCGGGGCCUACGAGACAGACCAGGAGCCCGUCCUCCAGCCCCGCAAGGAGGCCACCUCCAUGGGGACCUACACCGCGCGUGUGGUCUCCCCAGGCACUCGACUUCCUCCUCGGACUGGCUCUGGGACUCCCUGAGCCAUAGGCAGGCCUGGCCUUCCCCUCCCGGGGUAUCCUCUGGAGGGCGGCUCUGUGCUUUGUGAGGCCAGCUGUGUGUGUGUGUGUGAGAGAGA
Molecule: messenger RNA, 1643 nt
Organism: Fonticula alba
Lineage: Eukaryota; Rotosphaerida; Fonticulaceae
Exons: 8
Coding region: 1-1548 (515 amino acids)
Biological process (GO): positive regulation of cytokinesis; protein dephosphorylation; regulation of exit from mitosis
Molecular function (GO): protein tyrosine phosphatase activity
Source: RefSeq, a predicted model, not a curated record